This is a messenger RNA of Phacochoerus africanus (Common warthog), 3117 nucleotides long. RefSeq names its product COPI coat complex subunit beta 2 (gene COPB2). Gene Ontology annotation, molecular function: protein binding; structural molecule activity. The transcript is spliced from 22 exons. Gene Ontology annotation, biological process: retrograde vesicle-mediated transport, Golgi to endoplasmic reticulum; endoplasmic reticulum to Golgi vesicle-mediated transport; intracellular protein transport. Bases 122 to 2842 code for a protein of 906 amino acids. NCBI's taxonomy places the organism in Eukaryota, Metazoa, Chordata, Mammalia, Artiodactyla, Suidae. The record is from RefSeq and is a predicted model, not a curated record. Gene Ontology annotation, cellular component: COPI vesicle coat.
GCGAGAACUCCUCCCGGAAGUUCCACGUCAGUCCGUCGGCGGGUCAGUGGUUCGGUGGGUCUGUCUUGGGACUGCUUCGCCAGUAGCAAGCGAGGACGCCCGGACUUGGACCAACGGAGCCAUGCCUCUGCGACUCGAUAUCAAGAGAAAGCUAACUGCUCGAUCCGAUAGAGUUAAGAGUGUGGAUUUGCAUCCUACAGAGCCAUGGAUGUUGGCGAGUCUUUACAAUGGCAGUGUGUGUGUUUGGAAUCAUGAAACACAGACACUGGUGAAAACAUUCGAAGUAUGUGAUCUUCCUGUUCGAGCCGCAAAGUUUGUUGCAAGGAAGAAUUGGGUUGUGACAGGAGCGGAUGACAUGCAAAUUAGAGUGUUCAACUACAACACUCUGGAGAGAGUUCAUAUGUUUGAAGCGCAUUCAGACUACAUUCGCUGUAUUGCCGUUCAUCCAACCCAGCCUUUCAUUCUAACUAGCAGUGAUGACAUGCUUAUUAAACUCUGGGACUGGGAUAAAAAAUGGUCUUGCUCACAAGUGUUUGAAGGACACACCCAUUAUGUUAUGCAGAUUGUGAUCAACCCCAAAGAUAACAACCAGUUUGCCAGCGCUUCUUUGGACAGGACUAUCAAGGUGUGGCAGCUGGGCUCCUCAUCACCAAACUUCACUCUGGAGGGACAUGAAAAAGGCGUGAAUUGCAUUGAUUACUACAGUGGUGGCGACAAGCCAUACCUCAUUUCAGGUGCAGAUGACCGUCUUGUGAAAAUAUGGGACUAUCAGAAUAAAACAUGUGUGCAAACGCUGGAGGGGCACGCCCAAAACGUGUCUUGUGCCAGUUUUCAUCCUGAGCUGCCAAUUAUCAUCACAGGUUCAGAGGAUGGAACUGUGCGAAUUUGGCAUUCAAGCACCUAUCGCCUUGAGAGUACCUUGAAUUAUGGAAUGGAGAGGGUGUGGUGUGUGGCCAGUCUGAGAGGGUCCAACAACGUUGCUUUGGGCUAUGAUGAAGGGAGCAUCAUUGUUAAGCUUGGUCGGGAGGAACCUGCCAUGUCCAUGGAUGCCAAUGGAAAGAUAAUUUGGGCCAAACAUUCAGAGGUCCAGCAGGCCAACCUAAAAGCAAUGGGAGAUGCUGAAAUUAAAGAUGGAGAAAGAUUGCCACUGGCAGUAAAGGAUAUGGGCAGUUGUGAAAUAUACCCUCAGACUAUUCAGCACAAUCCUAAUGGGCGGUUUGUUGUGGUGUGUGGUGAUGGCGAGUAUAUCAUCUAUACGGCAAUGGCCUUAAGAAACAAGAGCUUUGGGUCUGCCCAGGAGUUUGCGUGGGCCCACGAUUCUUCGGAAUAUGCAAUCAGAGAGAGCAACAGUGUUGUAAAGAUAUUUAAGAACUUUAAGGAAAAAAAAUCAUUUAAACCAGAUUUUGGAGCUGAAAGUAUCUAUGGAGGCUUCUUACUGGGAGUGAGAUCUGUCAAUGGCUUAGCUUUCUACGAUUGGGACAAUACAGAGCUCAUACGCAGGAUUGAAAUUCAGCCCAAACACAUUUUCUGGUCUGACUCUGGAGAGCUAGUCUGUAUUGCUACUGAGGAAUCAUUUUUUAUCCUUAAGUAUCUGUCGGAGAAAGUCUUGGCUGCACAGGAAACACACGAGGGGGUUACUGAAGAUGGCAUUGAAGAUGGCUUUGAGGUUCUUGGUGAGAUUCAGGAAAUUGUGAAAACAGGGCUGUGGGUAGGCGACUGCUUCAUAUACACAAGUUCUGUGAACAGAUUAAAUUAUUAUGUUGGAGGAGAAAUAGUCACCAUUGCCCACUUGGACAGGACAAUGUAUCUCCUGGGCUAUAUUCCUAAAGACAACAGGCUUUAUUUGGGGGAUAAGGAACUAAAUAUCGUUAGCUACUCCCUGCUGGUUUCAGUGCUGGAAUACCAGACGGCUGUCAUGCGGAGGGACUUCAGCAUGGCUGACAAGGUCCUCCCGACCAUCCCAAAAGAGCAGAGGACCAGAGUUGCACACUUUUUGGAAAAGCAGGGCUUCAAGCAGCAAGCUCUUACAGUAUCCACAGAUCCUGAGCAUCGCUUUGAACUUGCUCUUCAGCUUGGAGAACUAAAAAUUGCAUACCAGCUGGCCGUGGAAGCAGAGUCAGAACAGAAGUGGAAACAACUUGCUGAACUUGCCAUCAGUAAAUGCCAGUUUGGCCUGGCCCAGGAGUGCCUGCACCAUGCACAGGACUAUGGGGGUCUGUUGCUUUUGGCCACUGCCUCUGGAAAUGCUAGCAUGGUGAACAAGCUAGCAGAGGGUGCAGAGCGAGAUGGCAAGAAUAAUGUGGCAUUCAUGAGCUACUUUUUACAGGGCAAGCUUGAUGCUUGCCUGGAGCUCUUGAUUAGAACUGGACGACUGCCAGAAGCUGCCUUCUUGGCACGGACUUACUUACCCAGUCAGGUUUCAAGGGUGGUGAAACUCUGGAGAGAAAAUCUCUCAAAAGUCAAUCAGAAAGCAGCCGAAUCCCUUGCUGAUCCAACAGAAUAUGAAAACCUCUUUCCUGGAUUAAAAGAAGCCUUUGUUGUGGAAGAAUGGGUGAAGGAAACACAUGCUGACCUGUGGCCGGCCAAACAAUACCCACUGGUCACGCCAAAUGAAGAAAGAAAUGUUAUGGAAGAGGCAAAAGGCUUCCAGCCGUCAAGAUCUGCAGCUCAGCAGGAACUUGCUGGGAAACCUGCUUCUCCUACUCCUGUUAUUGUGGCCUCCCACACAGCCAACAAAGUAGAAAAGAGUUUACUUGAACUGGAAGUAGAUUUGGAUAAUUUGGAAUUAGAAGACAUUGACACAACAGAUAUCAACCUGGAUGAAGAUAUUUUGGAUGAUUGAACGUAAUGUUUCCCAUUUACCCAACUAAACAGAUUAUUAUUAUAAUGGACAGGUAUUGAUCAUUGCUCUGACCACAGUGCUUUGGACUCAGAAACUCCAUAGAUUUUUAUAUGUAAAUGCUGUGGCCUACACAGGAGCACAGUGCCCUCCUUAUCUUCAGAGGAGUUUAUGCCCAGCACCUAAAUCACUGUUUUACUUGUUAACUAAAACAACUGUGGGCUUUGAUUUUUUUCGUACUGUCAUUAGACCACAUCUCAUAAAAUCUUUUGAACUAA